AACAAAAGCCUUCAAAAUGGGAUAUUAUAGAAUUUUUAGAGCAAUGCGACCUUGAGCCGUACGGCAAAAAAGUGGAUCUCGUGGUGAGCAAAAAAGAGAAAAGAAAAGGCAGAAGAACUUCUCAGAAGAUAAGCCAUUCGCGUGGCUAUUCGCGUAAAUCGCGGCCGCCGAGCCACAAAAUCAGUGUUGGAGCACAGGCGACCCAUGAUUCGCUCCCGGGCACAGGAGACCCACGAUUCGCUCCCGGUGUCCUGAUGUUCAAGACCAUUCGCGUGGCUAUUCGCGAAAAUAAACCUAACCAACAACGCGUCAAAGAUUGGGAAAAAACACGUAAAUCAAGUAAUGGUUCCUCGAUUCAUAUCCACAACAUCCACAAUUCGACAUUAUCAGGAAACUCUCUUAUCGUUGCUGGGAACACUUCAAUUACUAAAGCUACUACUAAACGCAAGCGAGAGGGCCUUAGAGAGGGGAAGGUAGUAUCUUAUGCCGAAAGCUUAACAGAAAAUUAUAUUUCGUUAACCUUAUAUUAG
Dentiscutata erythropus is the source of this 530-nucleotide messenger RNA. Lineage: Eukaryota; Fungi; Glomeromycota; Glomeromycetes; Diversisporales; Gigasporaceae. The record is from the annotation of a GenBank genome assembly.